AUGGACCCAGGCCCGCCCGACCCAAAACGACCCCGUCUGUCAACUGCCUCAUCAUGGUCAGCAGGUGGUGCGCACCACGGUGUGUCGCUCCUACAUCCCACGCCAUCUCCGACUGCUGGUCAACAGCAUCCUCAACAUCCUCAUCAUCUUAACCACCCCACGCCUUCGCCGCGAUAUCAACAAACCUCCCCUCACCCGUUCUCACGACCCCAAGGUCCUGGUGAUCCCGGCGCCGCGCCUGCUGUCUCGCAUCCCCAUCCGCCGCCGCCGCCGCCGCCGCCGCCGCCGCCUCCGGCUCCAUCGCAGCAAGGCCCCGUCGACGACCGGCGACAUCAUGAGCCCGACCGAUAUCCGCCUAUGCAAGACCACCACCGACAACAUCAUCCUUCAUCUCAGCCACCACCAGCACACCACCAGUACAACCCUGGAUACCAUCCUCCGAGAGAAGUUGUGGUGAAGCAGGACCCGACCGACGAUAGCAACACUCCACCACACCUAAGGAGGCCCAAUUCGACGGGCCAUGCUCCCGACGGCAUGACACCAGGGACCCCGAUGUCAGCUCUGCCUCACCAAGGUUACCCUGAAGAUAAACGCCAUAUGAGCUUCGACAAUGGCCCCCAACAAAACAUGUACAGACAGCCGAGUUUCCCUCCUCAGACGCCUAUGGCGCAUGGUCAACCAUCAUACGACUACCCUCCUCACUAUGGACACCAUGGCGACCUUCCCUAUAUCCAGAUUGCCCCAGCGGCGGGAAAGCGCAAGGCGCAAAGAGCAUCGCAGGCUUGUGAUAUGUGCCGGCAGCUGAAAGCCAAAUGUGAUGAGCUUAAACCCUGUAAAAGUUGCAAGGAAAAGAAGGUUGAAUGCAAGUACCGCGAGGCGGUACCAAAGCAACAAGACAAAGUGGCGGCCGAUAUCUUGGAGAACCUGAUGGCUUUGAGAAGCGACUUCAGCAUGUUCAACCAUCGCAUUACGAGACUGGAGAAGAGAUUGGAACGCGUCGCGCCUGCGUUGGAAGCGCAUCCGGAAAUGAUGUCGUCGGAUGAUGAUCGUCCGGGUUCUGCUGACUCAGCAGCCAUCGAAGAUGGCUACAACUCAUCGUCGCCAGGAGGCUCGGAAAACGCAACAAGGACACAGGCUCCUAUAGAUACACAGGAGGCGCGCAACAUUACGAAGAACAUGGACGAAGAGAAGGAACAAGAGCCUGGCCCAUUUGUACGACCUGGAGCGCCCGCCAUCCCGCUGAACCAUACGACACUGGCUGCCCUUCUUCUGAAGUGGAAGUCGAUAAAGCGCCUAGCGCAACGCUAUCUGGAUGUCGAGAACAUCAAGUUUGUCGAAGAAUAUCCUAUUCGACAGGAAGAGAGGCGGGGACUUCUUAGGUUAUGGGGCAGAGGAGAAGGUCUCGACAGCAGCCGCAUGGACAGAGAGUCCAACCACAACCUGGGUAUGAUGGAAGUUAUUGACGACUACUCGGAAACGGGAGCUCCAUCACCUGCGGAUUGCUGGGGCGGAAUUAGCGGCUCACCUGGGCCGAUGGACCACAGGUCUACCAUGGUUGGAGUCCAGACAUUGGACUUUUCGGAAGAAACCGUCUGGAAGUACGUGCAGAGCUAUCUGGACAACAUUCAAAAUAUGCAUCCGCUCAUAAUACCGAGAGAGCUGCAUGCGAUGGUGCGUUUGUUCUUGGAUGGCAUCCAGCAAAGCACCAAGAAACCUAAGGGUAGUGCUGGAAUCGCAAAGUUCGUUGGAGCGCCGCCGCUGAGCUCGCAGGGUGAGACAGGGGUCAAAAGGAAGCGCUCCCCGGCACCCGACGGCGCAGACUCGCCAUCAAUGCUACCGAGGUCGGGGAAGCCGACAUUUCAGCGGUCCAUCAACAACGCGCUUGUGUUGCUGGUUCUUGCUCUGGGAAAAAUUUGUCUGAUCAAGGAUAGAAAGAUUCCGGAUGUCGUGCCUGUGAGUGAGCCUUCACAUGGGUCGCCAAUGGUACGCAACGGAUAUCCCGCCUCUCCUAUACAGGGAUCUCCGCCGUCCUAUGGUUCACAUUCUCACUCGGCGGGUCUACCUUCGCCAAAGGAUAGCGCAGAUAGGUCGGGUCCUAGCAGGCGGCAGUCGUUCCAGGGAGGUGGCGCGCCUUCUAUGAGGGUAGGAUCACUCAAACGGAACAUGGAUGUGAUUCCGGGCCUGGACUAUUUCGCAUACGCGACAGAUAUCUUGGGAGGGCAGCUGGCGGGAACGAGCCUGCGGCACAUUCACGCGUACAUCUUGGCGGGUUUGUAUCAUGGGCAGAUGGGAAGAGUCAUGGAAAGCUAUGCCUACAUCAAGGAGGCUGGCUGGGCUUUGCAGAUCAAGAUGAGACCGAGCCUCGAUCGGCUGAAGAAACUUCAAGAAAACCACCCAUUUAAUAUUAAUGCCGUGAAGGAGAAGUCGGAUAAUCAGAUCGUCUUUGCCUUUUGGACAUGUCUGCAACUUGAAAGUGACAUCGUGGCCGAGCUCCCUCUCCCACAAUCCCACAUCCUUGCGUUUGAGGAGAUUAUGCCGUAUCCUAACAUCAAUCUGGCCAAGAUGCACGGCUUCGAGGAGCAUGUCCUGCAAAGCUACCUUGCUCAGCUUUACCUCCGAAAGUCCUUGAACCAAAUUCAUCAAAUGCUUUAUAACCCCGAGGAUCCGCGAUCACUAAAGGCGCAAAACGGCACCCCGCCAGGAAAUAUCAUCGAGGUCAUCACGAAAUCUCUCGAUCUACGCUUCGUCCCUCCCGAGUACAAGUUCACGCACGAUGAUCCGCCAGCUGGAGACCUUCUUUCCGCCCGACUACGUGCCAAGUACUGGGGAGCCCAAGUCAUCACCUACAGGCCGUACAUCCGACAGAUUCUGGAGUCAAAUGUGGCUCAGAUGGCGACAGCCGAAUCCCCGAUGCCAGCGAGCACCCCCAGUGACGCUAUGACUCCUCUCGAUACCCAGAUGCACAGCGUGAAUGGCGAGAUCACUCAGGAUACCAUUGAGUAUGCGAAGAAGGGAAUCCGGGCUCUGAUUGAGAGCACCAGGGCUUUCCAUGGUCUGCCAGACAAGCGGUUUGUUGUCACUAACAUCUUUGGCACUGCGCAUGCCCAAUGGGGUAACCUCCUCACACUCGCAGCGGUGUUCAAGGAUCCAACACUUCAUCGUCAUGUUAACGAGCAGACGCUUAAGGAGCUCUUCGCCAGGACCAUAGCCUUUUUCAGGAUCAUCGCCCAGCCAACAAGCGCACUGUCUGUUGACAUGCGCAUUCUCGAGGGCUUGGAGCGCGAGUUGUGGCACAAGCCCAACAGUGUAGACAUCAUGAUGGAUAACAAUCACCAUGUUAGCUCCUUUGUGGGCACACCAUUGUCAGGCCCGCCACCGCCGCCCCCGGGCCCUAGGCCGACAGCACACUCUGCACCACCACUAGGACCACCAGGGCCACCAGGACCGCCGGGACCGCCGGGACCAUCACCACAGAUGCCAAGGAGUCCGAUGCCGCCAAUACAAAAUAGCAUGCAUGGCCACGGGCCCCAAGAUGGCAUGAUGCCUCCUUUACCUCCUAUCCAUCAACACCAACACCAACACCAACACCAACAUCAACAUUCACACCCCCUUUAA
Messenger RNA from Sordaria macrospora k-hell, 3615 nucleotides. RefSeq lists its product as uncharacterized. Gene Ontology annotation, biological process: regulation of DNA-templated transcription. Gene Ontology annotation, molecular function: zinc ion binding; DNA-binding transcription factor activity, RNA polymerase II-specific. Lineage: Eukaryota; Fungi; Ascomycota; Sordariomycetes; Sordariales; Sordariaceae. The record is from RefSeq and is a predicted model, not a curated record.